This is a messenger RNA of Bombyx mandarina (wild silkworm), 402 nucleotides long. Its product is annotated as chorion class B protein L11-like. The record is from RefSeq and is a predicted model, not a curated record. Lineage: Eukaryota; Metazoa; Arthropoda; Insecta; Lepidoptera; Bombycidae.
AUGGCCGCUAAACUCAUUCUUUUCGUCUGCGCCAUCGCCCUCGUAGCCCAGGGGAUCAGUGGGGGAAGAAUGCUGGGGGCUUUUGGUGGGCAGCAUGGUGGCUUUGAUUCGCAGGGAAACUGUACCGGCAACGGUACACACCUCGGGCAAACCGGUGGCGUAACUGGCAGGAUGGCUGGAGGCUCGCAGCACUUAGAGAUGAUUUCAAAUGGAUGUGGUGCUGCCAUAGACAAGGAAUUCGUUAGAAACGGCACACGAUUCGUGAUCGGUCUGUGGCAUGGACGCGGUGUCUCACAGUGGAUCGGUGCUGGCAACGGUAGGGAGUUCGUACAGAAUAGUCCGGUGAAAGCAGCGCCGGUUGGCAUCAGCGGCGUGUUCGGACGCAAUGGCUGCUGUAAAUAA